Messenger RNA from Microthlaspi erraticum, 858 nucleotides. The record is from the annotation of a GenBank genome assembly. Lineage: Eukaryota; Viridiplantae; Streptophyta; Magnoliopsida; Brassicales; Brassicaceae.
AUGGCAGCAAGCAGCGACGAAACACCAGUGGUUCUCAUCACAGGAUGUUCUCAGGGAGGAAUCGGCCACGCGCUGGCUCGUGAGUUCUCGGCGAACGGCUGUCGAGUGGUGGCCACGAGCCGAUCUCAGAGCACGAUGGCCGAUCUGGAGAAAGAUCCCAAACUCUCCGUGGAGGAGCUCGAUGUUCAAUCGGAGCAGAGCGUGAGUAAAGUUCUUUCCAAAAUCAUCGACAAAUUCGGUCAGAUCGACGUUCUCGUCAACAACGCCGGAGUCAAUUGCAUCGGACCUCUCGCUGAGACUCCAAUUUCCGCCAUGGAAAACACCUUCAACACCAACGUAUUCGGUGCGAUGAGGAUGACUCAAGCCGUUGUGCCUCACAUGGCGUCUAAGAAGAAGGGAAAGAUUGUGAACAUAGGAAGUAUCAGCAUAAUGGCACCAGGACCAUGGGCUGGUGUUUACACUGCAUCAAAAGCUGCUCUUCACGCACUUACCGAUACAUUAAGGUUGGAGCUUAAGCCAUUUGGGAUUGACGUGAUCAACAUUGUCCCAGGAGGGAUUCAAUCAAACAUAGCUGAUUCAGCGAUAUCGAGCUUCAACAAGUUACCUGAAUUGAAACUGUACAAGCCGUUCGAGGAAGCGAUACGUGAGAGGGCGUUCUUGUCACAGAACAUAAAGCCAUUACCUACGGAGACGUUUGCGAAAGAGACUGUGUCUGUGGUGAUGAAGAAAAACCCACCGGCUUGGUUCUCUACAGGGAGAUUAUCCACCGUUAUGGCGAUCAUGCACCAUAUGCCCAUUUUCAUCAAAGAUUUUCUCCUUACUAAGAGCUUCAUGAAGAAGGGAGCCAAAGUUGAGUAG